Molecule: messenger RNA, 1168 nt
Organism: Nicotiana attenuata
Lineage: Eukaryota; Viridiplantae; Streptophyta; Magnoliopsida; Solanales; Solanaceae
Exons: 2
Coding region: 140-886 (248 amino acids)
Source: RefSeq, a predicted model, not a curated record
AGCACCUAACUAUACUUCUUUCCUCCUCUCCUGUCUCUCAUUAGUCAUCACACUACUCUGCCCUUUAUUUUCUUUCUUCUGUCGACAAAAACACAAGAAUUCUCUAUCAGAAUUUAACUAAAUUUACUACACUAAGCUUAUGGACAACCAAAGAACUACACUUCUUAAUUGGGCUUACUUCUGCCAAGGCAAGAGCAUGGAUGAGCUGAGGCAGACAUUGUUGCUGACAACAUUGGAGCUGGAGAACACAAGGUUGAAAGCUCAGGAGGAGCUAAAAAUGAGAGAUGAUGAAAUAAUCCAGCUAAAAGAUCUACUAAACAGAGCCAUUAAUGACAAGAAUGAAGCUCAAGAAAAAUGCCAAACAUUGGUUUUAGAGAAACUCUUACUCCAACAACAACAACAGCACCAGCAGCUGCUACAGCAACAGUUUCAACAAACAGGUCCAAUAUUAUCUGGAGUUUCAAGCAUUGAAGAUGAACCAAGAAACAAUGGCUUCUCUUCUUCAGAUUGUGAUGAAAGCAUUGUUUCUUCUCCAAUUCUAGACUCCAUUCAACAACCCCAUUUAGUAGAAAAACAACAAGAACAAGAAUUUCCUAUUGUUAUAGACAAACCAUUGCCUGAAAAUGGGAAAUUUUUGCAAGCAGUAAUGAAAGCAGGGCCACUACUUCAAACACUUCUUGUUGCUGGUCCUCUUCCUCAAUGGCGUCACCCUCCACCGCCCAUGGAUUCCUAUGAGAUUCCACCACCCCCUGUUGUUAUUCCAUCUCAAGAUCCAAUUUUUAAUGCUUUUAACAACUGUGGUAGACUAAACAAGAAAAGGGGUGGUGGUCUUUUUGAUGAUUCUGAUUCUUCCAUUGGUACUAAGUAUCAAAGGGUUGUGCUUUGAUUUUCAGUUCUUGAUAGAAUUUAGUAGUAGUAAUAUAUUUAAGAAAAUUUAGAGAGGCAGACUACAAUUGGAGGAUUGAGUUGGAAAAGAACAACUGAUGUUUGAAAUUUUGUACAGAAUUGGAAAAGAUCUGAAUUAGACUUUGUUGAAAAGAAGGGGGAAAAAAUUAGUAUUGUUCUGAGCUGAGCUAUUUUUAGUUUUUGGUCAGUAAUAGUAUGUUGGUUGGAUUGUCUCUUUCCUUUAAUUAUUAUUGUAAUCUUUUAGAGUUUGAUUUUUGCAUUA